Messenger RNA from Bombina bombina (fire-bellied toad), 9388 nucleotides. It is a transcript of the gene ABHD2, whose product is annotated as abhydrolase domain containing 2, acylglycerol lipase. The coding region runs from base 233 to 1510 and encodes 425 amino acids. Gene Ontology annotation, cellular component: sperm plasma membrane; sperm flagellum. The record is from RefSeq and is a predicted model, not a curated record. Gene Ontology annotation, biological process: sperm capacitation; acylglycerol catabolic process; medium-chain fatty acid biosynthetic process. Gene Ontology annotation, molecular function: monoacylglycerol lipase activity; acetylesterase activity. The transcript is spliced from 11 exons. Lineage: Eukaryota; Metazoa; Chordata; Amphibia; Anura; Bombinatoridae.
CUCAGUUGUCAGGGAAGUAGCUGUUGUCAGGGGACUGGGAGGUGUAAGGUGGUAGCUGUGUCCGGUGUGCGCUGUCUUUGCUGAUGGGAGUCCCUGUGGAUCUGUCACUAACGUUAUUGAAACAAUCAGUGAGGCUAAACAGACAUUUUAACUGUGAACUUCUUGCCUAAUUGAAGUGCUUCUCUCAAGUUAUAAAAAGUCUUUCAGCAAGGGGAAAUACUAAACUGUCAAAAUGAGUGCAAUGUUGGAAACCCCUGAGAUGCCUGCUGUCUUUGACGGAAUGAAGCUAGCGGCUGUAGCUGCUGUGCUAUAUAUUAUUGUACGCUGCUUGAAUCUAAAGAGCCCCACUGCUUCUCCAGAACUCGUUUUUCAAGACACUGCUUUGAGUCGCUUCCUGUUUAAGUCUUGCCCGUUGCUGACCAAAGAGUACAUUCCGCCGCUUAUCUGGGGAAAAAGUGGUCAUAUCCAAACGGCUCUCUAUGGAAAGAUGGGAAGAGUAAACUCACCCCAUCCAUAUGGGCUGAGGAAGUACCUCUCAAUGUCAGAUGGAGCUACAGCAACCUUUGACCUCUUUGAACCCCUAGCUGAACAUUGCACAGGAGAUAAUGUUACCAUGGUCAUUUGUCCUGGAAUAGCCAAUCACAGUGAGAAGCAGUACAUUAGAACAUUUGUUGAUUAUGCUCUGAAAAAUGGCUACAGAUGUGCAGUGUUGAAUCAUCUUGGAGCCUUAACAAAUAUUGAAUUGACAUCUCCACGUAUGUUCACUUAUGGUUGUACAUGGGAAUUUGGAGCCAUGGUCAACUACAUUAAGAAAACAUUGCCUCAGACUCAACUUAUUAUUGUAGGAUUCAGCCUUGGUGGCAAUAUUGUAUGUAAAUAUCUUGGUGAAUCUCAGGUUAACCAAGAAAGAGUCCUCUGCUGUGUCAGUGUAUGCCAAGGGUACAGUGCUUCUCGUGCACAGGAAACCUUCCUACAGUGGGAUCAGUGCCGACGUUUCUACAACUUCCUCAUGGCAGACAAUAUGAAGAAGAUCAUCCUGUCGCACAGGCACGCGCUGUUUGGUGACGGUAGCAAAAUAAACCAGGUCUUAAAAGAUUCUGACUUGUGUAGACUCUAUACAGCAACAUCUCUCAUGCAGAUUGAUGAUACUGUUAUGAGAAAAUUUCAUGGGUAUCAGUCCCUCAAAGAAUAUUAUGAAGCAGAAAGCUGUCUACGUUAUUUGCAAAAUAUUCAGGUUCCUCUCAUGCUUGUUAAUUCAGUGGAUGAUCCACUGGUACACGACAGCCUGUUAUCCAUUCCAAAGACCCUUGCAGAAAAGAAGGAAAAUGUCAUGGUGGUGCUGCCUCUUCAUGGAGGACAUCUGGGCUUCUUUGAAGGCGCUGUGCUUUUUCCAGAGCCCUUAACCUGGAUGGAUAAGCUCUUAGUACAAUAUGCAAAUGCUAUGUGUCAAUGGGAGAAAAAUAAAACCCAGUGUUCAGAGACAGAACAAGCUGCGUCUGAACACAAGUAAAACAAGCACUUUUGUUAUCUUCCCAAAGACUUUCCAGAUUUACAUGCAGGUCCCAUCUUCUUUUGGUGAAAAACUUUUUAUGUAUUUUUCACUGGCUACUGUACACCAUUGAAAUGGGUCUGUCCAUUCUUAACUCUGCAGUAGAACUACCAGAUAAGAGGCCAUGUCUCCACUGUGAGCCUUCUCAGUUUCACUUUCAGGUUCCCUACUGUAUCGCUUUUCCAAAUCUUUUGUGAUUUUUUUUUCUGUUAAUCAAAAUUAGAGCGUUUUUCUGGUAAAUACCAACUCUUUUUGUUGUUUUGGGGAUGAGUAUCUCAAUGCUAAAUAACUUUCUUCCAGAGAGUACAGAAGCAGAGUGUUUCAGCCUUCAGUAUAAUUUCUCAUUGCACUAUUCUCCUUUUGCACAUAUUAACAAUGCAGCAUUCUGUGGUUAGGUAGGUUGAUUGUCAGUGAUAAAACCCAGAAGGUCUCACAUUCAUUUCAACGCACUCAAGGGUUCAAUCAGCGAAUUACAUUCUACAUCUAAAAUGUUACUUUUGCACUUAUCAAAUUUUUUUUCCAGCUGUGCUUUUUCUGUUUUACCAAAUCUGUGGACAUAUAUUGAGUUUGUAUCAGUGAUACUUAUUGGUAUUGCAGUCGAGCGAAUAAGUUAAAGUUUAUGGCUUAAAAAAUCGUUUUGCACUAUUACUGAUAUUCCAGGGUAUAAGUCUCAAUUCCAGCAUACAAGUUGUUGUCAGUUAAUUAUAGAACAAAGUCAUGAAGUACAGAUGAAUUUAGGCAGUUAACUGGCAGUGUACUGUGGUGAUUCAUAGCUCAACCAUAUAAGAAACUGCUUUUUCAUGGCUCAACCAGAUAAAGAUGCUAAACAUAGAGAACCAGAACAUAAUGUUUUCAUCUAUCUGCAUAAUGUGGUCCAGAGCACUUAGCCAGUAUAAGUGGUUGUUUUAUAGUGGUAUAUAUAUAUAUAUAUAUAUAUUUCGCCUCUUGCUGUAUGUUGUACCAUGCAAGGAGAUACUUAUGCAGGAAUGAUUUUCAGUUAUGUAGAUAUUUGUAUAUCAGGGUAAGUAUGACAUUGUGUCCAUCUUUCAGAGCAAGUCAGAUUGCUGACUAUAACAGCAUGACUUGGAAAAUAUUGUGAGUAAAAUGUUAUCAUUUUAAAUGUCUACAUGUUGUCCACAAGUGCAGCACAUGAGGAGUUAACUGAGAGGAAUAAGGGCAGAUUCAUAUCAAGGGAUACAGAAGGGGAACUGGCCAUAUUCUGGAAGCAGUGAUGUGCUAUUAUUUGACAGCUUCUCUCUAGAAGAUGGUUUCUUCUGCUGUGCACCCUUGGUGGUAGAUCUCCUUUAGUACAAUAAAGUUGUGCUUGCUGUCAACAGCGUAUUAACAUUUAAAAUGGUGACAUGUAGUGCAGUUAUCUUUCAGAACUAAUUAUCAUUGGCAACAUUUCAGUAGGAUACCUCGUCUAGCUGAAACUUCCAGGGGCUAGUAAAGCAGGACAUCUAUUUUAAAGGUCUGUGUGAGCAGCACCUGUAUUUAACAUUUAUUGGUGUUAAUAGAAGAAUUACAGAUAUUACGUAUAUAUUUCUUUAAAAAAAACUCUUAUUAAACAUGAAUUUAGAUAUGCUUGUUGGUUUAUUUUGGUUUCCUUCAUAAUAAAUUGCUGCAGUAUAUUCAUUGUAAAGAUUCGGUUUGGACAAGGAAUAGUUUGUGGUACAAAUUUCGACAAUCGUGGCUGGAGAGGGAAUUUAUAAAAUGUCCAUCUGAUUUAUAUUUGCUGCUUCUUGUUUUGAUUUUUUACAGUCUAGAUUUUAGUGCAAUUACAUUUGGUUGUACUCUCACUUAAUCCCUUCAAAAUAUUUUCUUUCUUAUCAUCCUUUUGUUUUAUUUCAGCAAAGCAAUAAUUCUUUUGUGUGCACUUUUGUGUUAAUGUACUACAUCUUUAAAUAUAAUGCUUAUUUAUUAUUUUUUCAUUUUGCCUUAAGCCUUCAAUACAAUGCAUGAAAUUGGACCAUCAGAUAUGAUUUUUGUAUUCUCUGUGAUCUGUAGUAAUGUUGGCAUAGACAUGCUUAUAUUGUAGACCAUACUUUUUUUAUACACUUUACAUAUUUUUGAGAAAAAGCACCCUUCUUUAUGCCAAGUAGAUCUAUGCCCAUAUUUAUAAAACAUUUUGCUAGUUCAUUAACAUCCUUUCAUGUGACAUUUUCAUAUUUUGUAAGAAUGUUUUACUAUUGAGAAAUGAUGUAACUUGUCUUAAAAUUUCAAGGGUGUGCUCUUUAAUAGAAAUAUGGUAUCUCUUGAUGUGUUAUCUGUGGGUUUGUUUUUGUUUCCUUGAGGUAUAACAGUAUGUUUUUUUAUGUGUAAAGAGUGCAAUGAUUAUAGUUGUUUAUAAACAAGGAUACAGCUAUGUACAUGUUGUUUUUUGUGUAUGUACUUACUAUGGAUUAUUGUUGUAACAUUUUGUUUGCAGCAGUAUUAGUUUGUGUUUUUGUUUUCGGUUCUGUCUUCUGGUUUUGCUUAUUUGUGCUAUGGAUUAAGACUCAGGGAUCGUACUACUGCCACACACCAAAGUGUUAUUGACUAAACCAAGAAACAGUUAAUGAGGAGAUUUGAAAUUUCAAAGAUUUUUUUUAUUUUCUUUAUUUAUUAUCCUUAUUUGUCAGUUCUGAAAUAGCACAAAAUUAAAAUCCGGUAUGGAAGGCCCCUGUCUCUUAUUACUAGUAAAUAAACAUCACUUUGUUGAAGACUUUGAUUUGCGUAUUGCAAUGCUGAAAUUAAAUAUAGCUUUUUGUUGUUGUUUUUGGAAAUUCUGAUCCAUUUUCUUUGUUUUAUUAUUUUCGAAUUGUAGAAUUUUUUUUGAUGAGGAAACACACAAAGUUUAGGCAGAAAUGACUACAUUGCAAAACAUGGUAUAUACAUGCCUCUAACUCAGCACUUACUAAACCAUUAUAUUCAUGUAUUUAUUCCUGUUCUACUUUUUAGUAUGACACCUAAAAUGUAACCUCUUUUUUUUCUUUUUCUUUUUUUUUUUAGAAUGCAGUAAAUUAAACUUAUGUUUCUUGGCAACAAAAGUUAUUGGGAAAUCCAUAAAUUAAAUCUCUAAGUAAGCCAUGGAUACAUUUCUGCAUUUAAAGUUACAGAUUUCUCAGAAAUAUAUCAAUCUGAUCUUUUAGGGGCUUUUUCAAAAUAAAAUUUUUUCAGCUAGUGCAGAAAUUUAAUAAAGUUUAAUGAUUUAUUUUUUACAUAAUCUAUUAAAAAAUAUUAUAUUGGCCAGUUAUAGUGUGCCAUCCGCUACAACCAAUGUUGUGUUUGUAAAACAUCUUAGCUGUAUAAAUUACAAAGCGUUUUUGCUAAGCCUACAAAAACUGUUGGGAGAAUCCUUUACUUAUUGGCUAAAAUACAGUGUGUCUUCAAGUGACCGUGCCUCAUACAUAUGGCUUAUGAUAUGUUUUAUGCAUUGAGUCCAUAUGAGGUAAUCUGUACUUUCUUCCUUUCUUUAUAUUAUUACUGUAUAGCAUCCCUGUACUUAUUGUCAACAGUGUUGUGCAAUAUAGCAGUGUUUUCUUAUGUGUGGUUUAAUAGUUUCAAACAGAAUUCCAAAUAUAGCAUUCAAAUGCACAGUUAAAAACAAACGGACUACCCUUCUUUUGAAUGUAAUGCACUACCAGUAUGAAACAGCUUUUAAGGCUGUAUAGUUGUAACUCCAAAAGCGUACUUGUUUUGUGUGAGGCAGGAUGUUGUCCUCUGCUUCCUGUUCUGUAGAAGAGUUUUUUCAUUAUUGUUUGCAUAUCAUUCAUAACACUGAGAUAAAGCAGCCUACUUCCUCAAAAUCAGACAUUCCAUAAUAAUUUAAAAACAUAUAUAUUUGUUGUGCUUUAGGAUUAAAAGUGUACACAGCAUGAGCCUAUACGGGUUGUGCUGCAGGCAUACAGUUUUAUCAAAAACUCUAUGCAACAGAAUAAUGGAACAAAUCUAGUACUAAGUAGGAAGCAGGGGGUGACUUCUUGUCUCAUCAUGAAGCAAUAGAGUUUCAAGAGUUGAUUAUCCUAGUGCAAAUUCAGAUUGAGAGGGAUCAAUUUUUCAGAUGAAGUCAGCAAGAUGAUGAGUCUACAAAUUUAAGUAAAAUCUAGAACGACUUGAAAAUUGAUUGUAUAGCUAUAAAAGUGGCCUUUUUAUUCCUUGUUCAGUAAAACUAUGGUUCUAUAGAACAAACAUUGGAAAACACUGCUGUAAGGUACUUGAUGCUGCAAAAAUGCUACCAAUCCUUUUAUGUGACAUGGUCUUAUAUGAAAUGACACAUUCAUUUUACUGGAUCUAUAUUGUAAAGCAAACUCAAUACAAGGCUUAUUGCAGUUUCCCAUUUAAUGCAGUCACUUUAACCUUACUGAGAUAUGUAUACUUGUAUUAUAAAAAAAACACGUAUUCUAGGUUAAAUUCUCCUGAAACUGUUCCAUCUAUUAUAUAAACUGAUGUUUCUUGAGAAAUAUAGAUACAUGUUUUUUGCUAUUUUUUCCCAGUCAUAACAAAGCAUAAGUGCACAUUUUUUUACCCAUUGAUGUUUAACACUUUUGUGCAGAUAAAAUGAAACUGGCCAAUUGAUUAUCAUUUUUAUACUGCUUACUAAUCUAUAUAAGGGAUCAAUAGACUUAAUGAUCUGGAUAGUGUUCAUAUUACUGUAUAGCUUUCCUCUCUAUGAUUAUAAAGGGAAAUAUUCGUACAUGAUUUUAUUUUACUGUUUUGCUCUACAUAACAUCUAGGCAUCACAAUCCUCGUGCAAAUGAGAAUUGUUUAGCUGUUGAAAGUUCUUGUUAAAGAGCAUUUAUAAAUUGGCUUUGUGUUAUACUAGCAAGUUUUUCUUGAAAUCCGCAUGCUUUUUACAAAGGAGCAUUGUAUGUUUAUUAGUGACCUAUUUAAAUAUAUUUUAAUGCACAGCGUGCAAAACUCCGCCUUUUAUGAUUGUUUAAAUCUGCACUUACCAAGCAAGCAACACCAAAAUGAACAUAGUGUGUGUCACUGUAAUUGCACCAUGUGUAGUCAGGGCUUGACAAAUAUCAGGUGCCAGGAAGCCCAAGUUCAAGUUUAGCUCAUAUUUGGGUUCAUCUACAUACAUUCCCAUAUAGCAUCAUUCUCUAGCUCUUCAAAUAUAUAUGUUUUGGCUCCUACAUAUUCUGGGUGGCUCUUAAAGUAACAUGAAACCCAAUUUUUCCUUUCAUGAUUUAGAGAGAACAUGCAAUUUCAAACAACUUUCAAGUGUACUUUUAUUAUCUAAUUUGUUUCAUUCUCUUGGUAUCCUUUGUUGAAAAGUAUAUGUAGGCUCAUUAGCUGCUGAUUGGUGGCUGCACAUAUAUGCCUCAUACUUCUGACUCAUCCAUAUGAAUUGCUGUUUCUUAAACAAAGGAUACAAAGAUAAUUAAGCAAAUUAGGUAAUAGAAGUUAAUAUGGAAGUUGUUAAAAAUUGUAUUUUCUAUCUGAAUCAUGAAAGAUACAUUUUGGAUUUAAUGUCCCUUUAUGGGCUAGAUUUAUCAAGCCCCUACGGCAGCAAGUUCUCACAAGAACUUGCUCACUGUGAUUUAUCAAGCAGCGGUCACGAGACCGCUGCUUCCCUACGCUCUUCGCCACCUCUAAGGUGGUGAAAUUCAAUCUCGUCGGUCGAGUCCAACCGAGGAGAUUGAUAGCUCCAGCCCGCGCACGAUUGGCUGUGCACGGGCAGGGGGCGGGAUUGCACGCGAGUGCAAAAUUGCGCUUGUGUGCAAUGUUGAUUACCUACUGGUAAUUUCGCCCCGCCACAGGCGAGCUGAGGCGUACAGGGACGCGUAUACGUGCCCCUGUACGCCUCAGCUAUGAUAAAUCUAGCCCUAUGUGACAAAUAAUGGUAGUAGAUUAUAAUAUGUAGCUAAUUGAUAUUACUCUUUACUUAGAACUUUAACAUCGCAAUUCCACUUUACUAAAGCAAAACAUUUUUUGAGAUAUUGAAAAUAUUGUAGACAAUUCAGGGCAAUAAAUUAACUGUAAGCUAUUUUUUUUUAAAGAUGAAGAAAUGUACCUGAUUAUUAAAAAGUUAUUUUCUCAAAAGCUGUUUAAUAAUAAUAAUAAAUAUCAAAUAAUGCCGUAUAUUCAAACUUAAAGGAACAUGAAAUGCAUUUUUUGUUUUAUGAUUCAGAUAGAGAAUACAACAGCCAAUGUACUUCUAUUAUCUAAUUUGCUUUAUUGUCUUUGUAUCCUUUGUUGAAGAAGCAGCUUUGCACUACUGAGAGCUAGCUGAAUGCAUUGGAGAGCCAAUAACAUUAGACAUAUAUGUACAGCCACCAAUCAGCAGCUCCUGAUCCUACCUAGGUAUCCUUUUCAGCAAAGGAUACCAAGAGAACAAAACAAAUACAAUUGGAAGUACAUUGGAAAGUUGAUUAAAAUCACAUGCUCUGUCUGAAUAAUGAAAGAAAAAAGAAUUUUAAAUAUUCAGUCUUUCAUUAAUGUAGUUACUGUUUUGCAAAGUGAUAAAUCUGGUCUGAUAAGUUUUGCCUGUACAAACUUUUUUUUUUUUUUCUUUUUAAGUAAUUAUUAAUAAUUGGCCAUAUUUUGGGUAAGAGAUAUGGGGGGAGAGCAUUCCACCAAUUUGUACUAUUGAAUGGAAGUGUGCUAUCAGGAUUGUAAUCACGCAGCGUAGGCUGUUUUAUUUGCUGGUUAAAUCAAAAGUCACAAUUAUUACUAGGGCAGCAUUUAUGGAAACUCAAUUUAAGAUUGAUAUGUGGAUGUAAUUAAAGCAGUAUUUUAUUACAUUAAUCACAACCAUGUACUUUUUAAUGAACAAUAUAAUGCCUUUUUAAAGUGUGUGUGUAUAUAUAUAUAUAUAUAUAUAUUCUGGAAUUAUACUUUUAUGGUUUAAUACUCUGUUUUGAGUUAUAUCUUGGUAAAACAUGAUAUGUGGGAGAAGUCUUCAGUCUGGUUCUGUAAUACAGAAUUUGCAAUGCACGCCUAAUUUGUAUUGCAUACUCAGCCUUUUUUUAUAACUGGUCCGGAACAAAAUUAAGAUGAAGCAUGAGUUUAAGGAGCAAGCCAUAUAUCUACAGAAUAUAGUUUCUGUUCGGUACUGUAUUUAUACGCAAAGUAAGCACAUUACUAUAUAUCAUACAUUCCUCUGCUCCUAGAAUGUAUUGCAACUUUUUCUAUCACAGUGUUCAUUAUCAUUAUUUUUCAAUUCAUUUUCUUAAACUUUUUUUUUAAAAGACAUUUUCCAUUUUUUCCCCCCAAAACACAACUGCCUUAUGAACCAGGGAAGGUGUAGAAGUACACACGUUUAAAGCAGAUAUAUAGCAAACAUUUUGUAAUGUUUUCACUGUAUUCUUCAGCUAGCUUGGCUUGCUCCUAGACAUUAACAAAAUAUCAACAGUUCUCAUACUCUAGACAUUAACAAAAUAUCAACAGUUUUCAUACUCUAGACAUUAACAAAAUAUCAACAGUUCUCAUACUCUAGACAUUAACAAAAUAUCAACAGUUCUCAUACUCUAGACAUUAACAAAAUAUCAACAGUUCUCAUACUCUAGACAUUAACAAAAUAUCAACAAUACUGUUAAAAAAAAAAAAAGGAACUUAAAUGCUGCCCUAGAAUUUUUAUUUUGUGUACUUCAGGCCUAGAAAUAGAUGUAGUCCCAUAACACAGAGAGGUAAGGGAACAGUCAUUUCUAGAGAUUAAGAUCUGAAACUAGCAAUGCAUAUAUAUAUAUCCUGUGUACCUUAAAUUGUGCCCUUGUUUUUGCUUUUCUAUUACGAUUUUUGUUUUUUGGUAUUUGAUUUUGUGAAUACAAUAAAGUUUACUAAAAACCAAAAUGUAAUUUUGUUGGACUCAAUGGAACUAAAUAUGUUUAAAUAAAGAAAAAGUUUAAUUAA